Molecule: messenger RNA, 1257 nt
Organism: Malania oleifera
Lineage: Eukaryota; Viridiplantae; Streptophyta; Magnoliopsida; Santalales; Ximeniaceae
Product: ethylene-responsive transcription factor ERF096-like
Exons: 1
Coding region: 597-1016 (139 amino acids)
Biological process (GO): ethylene-activated signaling pathway; regulation of DNA-templated transcription
Molecular function (GO): DNA-binding transcription factor activity; DNA binding
Source: RefSeq, a predicted model, not a curated record
CCAAAUAUCCUAAUAACUAAUUGAUUCACUUACUUGGGGAACAAAUUUAGAUACAUUCAUGGGAGUUCCAAUGGCACACACAAAUCCAUGACACCGCUCAACUAUCACUAUCUUCAUUUUCCGACUGUAAAGGAAUUGGACCGGGUGUGCAUGAAUCACCUAAUUAGUUUUAGAUUCUAAUUAAAGUGGGAAGCCCACACGCCUGAAACAUCACGACCUGCAUUACUUCGUUACUUCGUUACUCGUCUGCUGAAAAAACGUCAAAUGCGCACGAGUGAAAUGAAGGACGCCUAAGAGCAUGUUGACCAUUAUUAGCUUCCGUUCUUCUCAUUGUCCACCCAAAAAUGACAUAGAAAAUAACAAAUGAAAACAAAAUUUUCAAGAAGCAGAUACCACGCACGAGAAAGGUCACUCUUCCAAAGCCAUCGCUUUGACCAUCUAGAUACAUUGGAUAAUACUGCAACUGGGUCUCGAACUGUCAAUCCAAGGUUCUUUCGCACGUGCAAUCACACCCCGCACGAGCUUAUUCCCCUCGCGUAUGUAUAUAACCGAUCGAUAUCCUCGAUCUCUUGAGAUGGUAGCAUACGUGGAAGUUCAUGGAGGAGGCGCCCCAGCGGAAAGGCAUGGAAGGGAAAAAGGAGGGAGGAGGAGGAGAAGGGGUUCGAUACCGCGGCGUUCGGCGGCGGCCGUGGGGGAAGUUCGCGGCCGAAAUACGCGACUCGGCGCGGCACGGGGCGCGGGUGUGGCUGGGGACUUUUGACACGGCGGAGGAGGCUGCCCGUGCCUACGACCGAGCAGCGUAUAACAUGAGGGGUUCCCUGGCGGUUCUUAACUUUCCCCACGAACACUUCACUUCGCCGCCGAAUGCUGCCGCUUCUUCGUCUUCGCCUUCGUCUGAAAGGAAGAGAACAGAGGAUGAGGGGAGAAGUGGAAAGCAGCUUUUCGAAUUCGAGUGCUUGGAUGAUAAGUUGUUGGAGCAGCUUCUGGAAUCGGAAGAUGGAAAGACCAAGGAAUAAUUAAUAGAGUUUGCUUCUUCAUCAUCUGUACUAAAACCACUUACAUAUUCCCAAUUCGCCGCCCUGUCUUUAUAUGCCUCGGCUGGUACCGGCUAUAAGCUUUGCCGUCGGCAAUUUGUUUGUGUUUUUUUUUUUUUGGGUUUUUUUGUUUUUCAAUAGCGAGCCCGCGGCACGAAGUUUCUUCCCUUUUAUUUUUUUUUUAAAUCAAACUAAUUUUAUCUGGUCUCUUUGUCUCGACAAA